This is a messenger RNA of Ananas comosus (pineapple), 1132 nucleotides long. RefSeq names its product fasciclin-like arabinogalactan protein 14. NCBI's taxonomy places the organism in Eukaryota, Viridiplantae, Streptophyta, Magnoliopsida, Poales, Bromeliaceae. Gene Ontology annotation, cellular component: plasma membrane. The transcript has a single exon. The coding region runs from base 61 to 915 and encodes 284 amino acids. The record is from RefSeq and is a predicted model, not a curated record.
CUCAUCCAUCCAUCUCUCUCUCUCUCUCUCUCUCUCUCUCUCUCUCUCUCUAUAUCAACCAUGGCUUCAACCCUCCCCUUCAUGCUCCUGCUCCUCCUCCUCGUCCCCGCCUUCGCCGGCGCAUUCAACAUCACCACGAUCCUCUCGCAAUUCCCCGACUUCUCGGCCCUCAAUAACCUCCUCUCGCGGACCGGCCUCGCCGCGGAGAUCAACCGCCGUGACACCCUCACGGUGCUCGCGGCCGACAACGCGGCGGUCUCCGCGGCCGCGGGCCGGCCGCUGGACCUCAUCAAGAAGGUCCUCAGCCUCCACGUCGUCCUCGACUACUACGACGAUGCGAAGCUGCGCAAGAUGACGAACCGCACCGCCGCCCUCCCCACCCUCUUCCAGGCCUCCGGCCUGGCGUCGGGCCUCGCCGGCUUCUUGAACGUGACCGACAUGCCCAACGGCGACGUCGCCUUCGGCUCCGCCGUGCCCGGCGCCCCCCUCUCCUCCAAGUUUGUGAAGGUGCUCGUCACGCACCCCUACAGCAUCUCCGUGCUCCAGCUGAGCAGCGUCAUAGUCCCCCCGGGGGUCUCCGCCGGGACCAAUAACACGCAAAGCGCGCCGACUCCCUCACCGAACGCCGCCCCCGUGCCGGCCCCUGCGCCGUCGAGGCCGAAGCCGAGGGCGCCUACGAUGCCGCCGACGCCGGCGCCCGUGAGCGGGGGACCGAUACCGUCGCCGAUCGGGAGCCCCCCGAUUCCGAAGGCGCCGAUCGCUUCACCUCCCGCGCCGGUCGCUUACCGCGUCUCUCCGGCGAAUGCGCCCGGCCCGGUUGCAGGGGGCGAUGCGGCGGCGAUGACGACGCGUGAGGUGGCCGGGAGAAUUGGCAUUGUGGUGGCCUUUGUUGCUGCGCUUGGUGGUGUUCUCUGAUUGAAUUUAUUUAUUAGUAAUUAGUGUGUGUGUUUUUUUUUUUUUUUAAAUAAUUUAGGGGAUUUAAUUAUGUGUUCCCAAGCUAUAAAUCUCCAUUUGGGUUCACGUACGUACGUAGGAGGUGUUUAGAAGCUUAUGUAUAAGCAUGCAUGCAAACUUGAUUGGUUGCAUGGAGUUGAAUAUUUGUCUCUUGUGAAAAGAGAUCAAUAAGACAAGU